AUGGCGUGGGGGAGACGGAGCGGAGGCAGCAAGAGGCAAGUGAUCUUGUUUAUUCUGUGCGUCUGCGUGUGUCAGAGCGGGGCCGAAAGCCUCCGCUAUUCUCUGGCGGAGGAAAUGGAGAGGGACGCCUUUGUCGCCGAUAUUGCAAAGGACCUGGGGGUUUCUCCGAGCCAGCUCGCGGCUCGCAAGGCCCGCGUUGUGUCCGAGGGGAACGAGCAGCUUUUCCGCCUCAGUCAAAACACCGGAGUCCUGACGGCAAAGGAGGCGCUGGACCGAGAGGAGAUCUGUCCGCAGAGCGAUACCUGCACGCUCCACUUCCAGAUAUUCUUUGAAAAUCCGUUGCAGCUGAUCCGAGGGGAGGUGGAGGUUCGUGACGUGAACGACAACUCCCCCGUGUUCCCGGAGAAGGACGUGCUUUUAGAGAUUCCCGAAACGAUGUCUCCCGGGUCCAGUUUCCCUCUGGAAAGCGCCCCGGACGGCAACGGCUUGCAGAACUACAGCCUCGGGUCCAAUGCGCAUUUCUCCCUCGCUCUCGGAACAGGGAAAGGUGGAGUAAAAUACGUGGAGCUCGUCCUCGAGCGGCAGCUGGACCGCGAAGAGCAGCGAGAGCUGAAUUUACUCCUCACCGCCACCGACGGGGGCUCGCCACCCAGGUCGGGCACGGCUCAGGUCCGGAUCGUGGUGCUGGAUGCCAAUGACAACAUGCCGGUCUUCGGUCGGGAGCUCUACGAGGUGCGCCUGGCCGAGAACAGCCCCCCGGAGCUGCUGGUGGUCAGAGUCGCGGCCGCGGAUCCCGACGAAGGGUCCAACGGGAAGGUGCGCUACGCCUUCACCCAGACAUCGGAGCGGUCCCGGCAGCUCUUCGAGCUGAACCCUGCCAGUGGGGAGAUACGGGUCGCGGGCAACCUGGACUUCGAGGAAGCGAAAAACCACGACUUGGUGGUGAGGGCCACCGACGGCGGGGGGCUGUCUGCGCAUUGCAAAGUGCAGGUGGAGGUCCUGGACGUGAAUGACAACGCCCCGGAGAUAGCGCUCACCUCCCUCACCGCCUCCAUUCCCGAGGACGCCCCGCCCCGCACCGUGGUGGCCCUGUUCAGUGUGCGGGACCGGGACUCCGGGGACAACGGCAGGACGGAGUGCGCGAUCGACGGAGACUUGCCCUUCAGCCUCGCCCCGACUGUUGAUAAUUACUACGAACUGCGAACAAAGGCGGCGCUGGACAGGGAGAGGACGGCGGAGUAUAACAUCACCGUGACGGCCACGGACUGGGGCACGAGGCGGCUGAGCUCUCGGGAAAGCAUCUUCGUGCGGAUAUCGGACGUGAACGACAAUCCGCCAGAGUUCACCCAGGAGAUUUACACCCUGUCGGUGCCGGAGAACAACAGCCCCAUGCUCCGGAUCGGCAGCGUGAAGGCCACGGACGCCGACGCGG
Messenger RNA from Fulmarus glacialis (Northern fulmar), 1432 nucleotides. Its product is annotated as protocadherin beta-15-like. Gene Ontology annotation, biological process: homophilic cell-cell adhesion. Gene Ontology annotation, cellular component: plasma membrane. The record is from RefSeq and is a predicted model, not a curated record. Gene Ontology annotation, molecular function: calcium ion binding. NCBI's taxonomy places the organism in Eukaryota, Metazoa, Chordata, Aves, Procellariiformes, Procellariidae.